CGUCGUCGUGUCUGCUCGAUUAUCGCCUCAUUCCUCGCGCUCAUCGCCCAUUUCACCCACCGUGGCUGCCACUCGCCCCCUACUCCCGCCACGCCGCCGGCGAUGACCGACGCCUCCCAAACGCAAAUCCUCCCCCCGUCUCCAUGACGACUCCCGCGAACCCCGCCCCGCUCCUCUCCUCCCGCCCCAACCCCUCCCACCCGCUCCACUGCCGCCCCCGGCUCCCCCACCCUCCGGCCGCCGCCAACACCACCGGCGCCGCCUCGUCACCGGACUGGUUCCUCCCCCGCCGCCCUCCGGACACGGACACGCCCACCUCAUCCGGCGGCCGCGUCGCCGCACGGGACCCUGGCGUUCGCGUCAAGGCCAAGGAGGGCACCGAGGAGGAGACGAGUAAGAAGGGUAGGAGGAGGAGGUGGUGGGAGCGGUGGUCCGGGGACAAGGAGAGCUACCUGGUCGACGACGUCGAGCCGCUCCCGAUCCCCAUGACCGUGCCAGGGGCUGAGCCCAUGUCGCGGGAGGAGCUCGACCGCCGGCUCAGCUGCGACGUCGAGGUCGAGGAUUGUAAGACGGUUUCAUACGAGUGGGCCGGCAAAUGCCGGAGCUGCCAGGGGACGGGGCUCGUCAGCUACUUCAGGAAGAAGGGCAAGGAGACCAUCUGCAAGUGUGUACCAUGCGCCGGCAUUGCAAACAUGACCGAACUUUCCUCGGGGUUUGCCUUCUAUCAUGAUGAACCCGUCCCCAAGUUCCUGUCCUCACCAUGGAUCCAGGAACAUGUGGUUCCGUGUUACCCAACUGUCUUGCAGGGGACAUGAGAAAUAAGGGAAUGGUAUGAAGUACCCAAACACAAAGUUAUUGGUUAUGUAAGGAAAAUUACAUUUCGCGAAGACAUUCAAAAGAUCGAUGAGCUAGACAAUGGCAAACCACCAUAAUUUGAAGGGUCCAAGUUAUUUGACUGCUGUAUUUUAAAACUGCUGCUGAAUUGCUUGUGCUCGCAACCUUCAAGUUGACCUAUGAUUCUUUACACUGCACAUUCUACCGUUCGGGCAUCAUACAUGGAUGGAUUGUUAUUCUUUAAGCAUUGCAAACUUAUCGAUUGUGCACAAUAAUUGUACCCGUGUUACCCCUUGUUGUUCACUGACAGAUAUGAUAACAAUCGGAUAUAUAUAGAAAAGAAUUUAAUAAAUUUCAGGGUAAUUCUUUGGCCGCCA
Molecule: messenger RNA, 1211 nt
Organism: Panicum virgatum (switchgrass)
Lineage: Eukaryota; Viridiplantae; Streptophyta; Magnoliopsida; Poales; Poaceae
Product: protein disulfide-isomerase SCO2-like
Exons: 5
Coding region: 144-815 (223 amino acids)
Source: RefSeq, a predicted model, not a curated record